Messenger RNA from Gastrolobium bilobum, 2303 nucleotides. RefSeq names its product peptidyl-prolyl cis-trans isomerase FKBP53-like. Gene Ontology annotation, molecular function: peptidyl-prolyl cis-trans isomerase activity. The coding region runs from base 1555 to 1938 and encodes 127 amino acids. The record is from RefSeq and is a predicted model, not a curated record. NCBI's taxonomy places the organism in Eukaryota, Viridiplantae, Streptophyta, Magnoliopsida, Fabales, Fabaceae. The transcript is spliced from 5 exons.
AUAUAAAUAUAUUUUUUUCUUAUAUAAACAUCUCAUUUGUGGGUUUAGGGUUUUGCUUUUGCGUCGGUGAAGGAGACAUGAAUUUUUGGGGUGUUGAAGUAAAACCAGGAAAGCCUUUUACUCUUGAACACAAUGACUUGAAAGGAUGCCUUCGUAUUUCAAGGGCCACUUUGGGAUUGGGCACUGCAACAGCGAUAAGCACACUGCAGUGUAGUUUUGGAAAUAAGAGCCCUAUGUGUGUGUUGUCUGAAUCCUGGAACUACUGACUCAUUGAAAUUUAAACUGAAACUCAGGGGAGUUGGACAAGUUAUUUUCUCAGUUAUUGGAGUAUUCAUCUUUCUGGUUACUAUUACACUAGUGGCCGCCAUAACAACAUCAACGAUGUUUCGUAUCCUUAUUUUUGUUCUCGCUCUUUUUCCUGUUUUUUUACACCUUUUUUUUUUUGUUAGGGUAUACUUUUAACGCAUAGAGGGAGAGCCUUUUAAGGUUGAUUUUUUUUGUGAUUAUUCAGUGUAGGAAAGAAUCUCUUGCUAAAAUUAAAAUAGUAAGACUGUGUAUAAUCAACCGUGAUCCCUAUUGACCUCAUAGGGGGGCGUUUGUGCAUUGUGGUUUACUUUUUUUAUAAUUGAAACACAAAAUGUAUUCAAGAGAAGGGCGAGUCUUGGAGUAGUGGAAAUGUUACUCCUUUUUUACCAGAAGGGUAAAGCUAUCUACAAUUGACUCUCACCCGUACUUUUGCAAAGUCGGGAAGUCUUUUGUGCAGUGGGGUUUCCCUUUAAAAUUCAUUCAGAAGAAUGGGAACUUGAUUUCCAUUUUUCAGGAAAAAUUUGAUUAGGAACAUCACAUAAACUUAUUCUUUAGUAGAAUUCAAAUCUUUGCUUGGAUUUCCUGUUUGGAUUUGCGUCCUCCUUUUUUAUGUAUUAGAUUUGAUAGCGACAUUGUGUGUCUAUCAAAAGAUCAAAUGUAAGUGUAAAUCCAAUUUUUUCCCCUUAAUUUCUAAUCACAGUGACAGUGAUCCAGAGGUUUUCCCAUCAUCUCCAAAUUCUAGUGAAGGCACGUUCAAAUAUUUAUGUUAAUCUCUCAAUGAAGGGAACAAUUUUUUCUUGAUUUUGUCUCCAUUUUAAUAAACCAUGUCUUUCUUCGAGUGAAUAAUCCAAGUUAGCCGGCUUGCGGCAUUCAUUUUAAAAAAAACUAAUUACAUGAUGUUAUAUUAAUUCUAACUAAGAGUUUAUUGUCCAUACCACUUUACUAUGAGUCUUUCAUCUAGUGAAUAACCAAUUUAGUAGGUUGAGGCUGGCAGAAUCCUCUAUUUGAAAAACUAAUUACAUGAUCGUUUGAAAAGCAUUUCGAUAAAUGGCUAGCUGAUUUCAGUACAUAUAUUCAUUGAUUAGAAAACCAAUUUCUUCUUUCCUCAAUUUUGAAUCCUUUCUUCAAACAUCUUUUUAUUUUCAUGAAUGAUAACCACAGUUAACAUCAAUUUCAUCAUCUUACAUCUGGAAAUUGAUUUUUCAAUUAUUACACAAACGCAUCUUUUCUUUAACAAUUGUUUUUGACAUGUAUUAUUGGUUUGUUUUGAUUGUGAUAUGCGUCUAUCUGAUAUGCGUCUAUCUGUUGAGCAAAGUAGGGAGUAAUAGUCAGGGCAAUAUGCGUCUAUCUGUUGAGCAAAGUAGGGAGACAAUGGAGGAGGAUGGAAACAAGAGGGAAGAUGCAAAAAUUGGUGCAACAGGAAUAAAGGUCAGCAUUUAUUUGACUGAAAAGUUGAAGGAAAAUGGAGUAAUAUUUGAGUCAAAUGCUGACCAAGCUCCUCUCGAAUUUCGCCUUGGCAAAGGAAAAGUUAUUGAGGAUUUGGAUGUGAAAGUUAAAGUUAAGGAAAUGAAGGAAAAGAGGAAAAGUCAGGGCAAUGUGGAAGUUGAUAAAAAACACACACGAUGCCUCUGAAGAAAGGCAAACUUGCUUGAAGUCAUAUCGUCUGCAUAAUUGCAGCAACAACUUGCUAUGAUUUGGAUUUACAAAAACUACUAUGCUUUAAAAUUUCGUUCUAGAUUCACAGUAAAAUUAGUAUUAGGUUGCAAAUAGAUAUGCUUCACAGUAAAAUGUUGACAAUACGACAAAAUUUCCUGUUAGAUUCUGAAUGAAAUAUUUCUUAAAUGAAAAUAUUCAUCCGAUUUAGCCUUUCUAGAAUCACGCUUCACGGAUGGUGCUCAAUUCACCAAACAAUUUUUUUCUUUGGGAUAGACAUCACAUGGCCAGAAUUGAGAUGAAAUAAUCAUUUUUAAAUAUCUAAUUUGGUACAUUAGCAUCAA